AUGCACUUAUCAGGAAAUGGCACGAUGGUCAACUGUAUUAUCUGGGGUAUUCCUGGCCCUUACUAUGAUUUUAUCCCUUGGCAAACUUUUGAUGCUUGUCACCGGAAAUGCAAACAACGGAGAUCUCACCGAAGCAGAUCAAUGGCUUGCCGAAAUUGGACUGAAACAAUAUCGACCUCUCUUCAAAAAGAAAGAUUCAAAAACCAAAGCGAAGCAAGCUGAUAAAUCUGCGUCAGUGUCCAAACUUUUAUCAUCUUGGCCCUGGCUGAUGCCAAGGAUAUAAGCGCUUGCGCGAAUGUUCCUUCGGAGUUAGGCUUUUAUAUCUCGGUAUUGGUGGAAUGAACGAAUGGAUACGAAGUUCCCAGCUGCGGCAAUGUCACUGCGCGCUGUUUGCACUUGAGCCAAUGGGGUGGGGACACUGCCCCUGCUCUCACCCUUUUCGAGAGCAAACGUUUUAUGACCUCGUGACGAGCGAGCGAUGCGACGGUGAACGAAAGAAAGAAUGCUUCGUAGUCGGUAAAAGUUGACGAGCGAAGAGAACGACCGUGGAGGAAUUAUGCCGGACAAAAAUCGAGGCUGUCGAGAUGGACAACGCGACAAAGAUUUCUUUGCCGAUGAGAUAUCGUCCAUCGGCAUGUCGCUACGGCCCAGCGGUAGCGCUUCUUCCGGUAUCUCAUCCCUUGCGAGUUGUGGCGAGGUGGACGCGUUGCCGGAAUUACCAGCCCAGGACGAGGAACGAUUGCAACGCGCCGCACGUUUGUUGCAACAAAGGCUCGUUUUACGGCAAUGGCUCACUGACCAUGGCUUGCACAGCCAUUAUCAAAAAUUAAUGCAGAUGGAAGUGAUGUCUCUGGAGGAUGUGUAUUGGGUGGAGGAUAAUGCGGCACGGGCAGCCCUUGGCAAGGAUUUACCGCGAUGGACCCAGGCCAGACAGACGUUGCCUACUUCAAAGGAAGAUUUAGAAACCCUCAAGGCUGAUUUGUGGAGCGCCGUGGUGAAAAAUAGCCAACAUCAAGACGCUUGGACAUGGGGUGGAAUGUUAGUUGUCUCCGUGUCAGUAGCAGGGUUAGUGACCCUGGCUGCUAUGACACAGCCGGCUCUAGCACCAGAGGCAAAACACUCCUUGUUACAGUAUGUGACCGGAAAGUAUUUACUACCGAGCAAUUGUCGGGUUCAUUUUGCAUGGGAUGAGCCGCAGCUUGUGGGAGAAACUAUGACGUUUACAGUGAAGUUUUAUCAACGCAACGGCCAACCGUAUCCAAUUUGUGACAAAGACAAUUUGAUCGUCGAAGUCACAGAGGGUACACGAAGAGUAGCUACCCUAAUAGAGUUAGGAGGCACUGAUCCCUUAGCUGCAAACACUGCAGUUGUAAAGUUUACUGUCCGCCAUGCUGGACAAUAUCGAAUAGCCGUACUUAUUGGUUCGUGUCACGUUCACGGCAGCCCGUUCCUUAAAAAUUUUCUUCCCGGCCCCCCAGAUCCGAAUAAGACCGUGUUCGUAAGACAAAGUUCAACGGUCGUUUGUACAGCCGGAGUUGCACAUUCUAUGACAAUAGAGCCGCGAGAUGAAUACGAUAAUCUAUGUAUAUUUGGACCUGGUGAUAAACCUACGGAGGGUUAUCAAGUUAACAUUACUCAGAUUGGUAGUACAAUGAAUAAAUCGGCUAUUACAAAUUGCAGUAUACAAUUUGACUAUGACUCUCCAAAUCAAAGGAUUCGUUUAAAAGUCAGUUUCCCGAAGGGCAACUGUUACCAUGCGACAGUUAGUUUACGCGGAUUGCAACUACAUAACGGCGAUUUUGACAUCAUUGUACUCGAGAGUGAUGUUGCUAGAAUGGUACAUAAUAACGUGGCCUCGAAAGAUCCCAACAUUUGUUAUGCCGCAAAAUUGUUGGGUAUGCAAGGAGAAAAAUUUUCGAAACCGAAAAAAGUUGUCUGCUUUAUUUCGCCUAAACAGCUCACUAUCAAGGAAUACUUGUUAAGAAUUAUACCAAAAAGGCUCGUUACUUUCAGGCUUUGCCCAUCAACUAAAUUCCAUUUUGAUUGUUCAAAUAAUCAAUACGAUGGUUACGACUCUUUUUCUAUCGAUGAUGGAUGUCAGCCACCCGUUGAAUUAAUUUCUCUGUAUCGAGAUAUAAUAGCCGCUACAUUUACGUUGUUUUUGUUGAAAAAUAUAGGUGGAAGUGAAACUUUUGCUGACAAACAAGAUUUCUUUUAUCACGAAGUUCGAAAGCAUCAUCAAAAACAUUACCACGAAAAACUUCUGGUGAAAGUUCAACGCGAUAAAUUGCUAGAAUCGUCUAUGAAAUCUACAAAAGGAUUCUCUGUUAGUGAUUGGUGUAGAAAUUUUGAGAUCAAUUUUCAAGGUGAACAAGGUGUUGAUUGGGGUGGUGUUCGACGAGAGUGGUUUGAAUUAAUUUGCGCGGCUCUAUUCGAUUCUGGAAACGGUUUAUUCGCGUCCUUCGGAGAAUCACAGCAGGCACUAGUUCAUCCUAACAGUAAACGGCCUUCACAGCUUAAACUAAAGCAUUAUGAGUUUGCAGGGCGAAUCGUGGGCAAAUGCUUGUAUGAAUCUGCUCUUGGUGGUUCCUAUAGACAGUUAGUACGUGCAAGAUUUACGAGAUCAUUUCUUGCGCAAAUCAUAGGCCUCAGAGUACAUUAUAAGUAUUUCGAACAGGAUGAUCCAGAUUUAUAUCUGAGCAAAAUAAAGUAUAUUCUUGAAAAUGAUGUCGAGGAAAUGGAACUUUAUUUUGUCGAAGAAGAAUAUGACAAAGAUGGUCAAUUAUUAAAAGUAGCUGAAUUAAUUCCUGGAGGUAGUAAGAUUCGUGUAACAAACGAUACGAAACUUCGUUAUUUGGAUGCACUCGCACAACAUAGACUCGCUAGUUCCGUACGAAACGAAGUAGAACAUUUUCUAAGAGGUCUAAACGAACUUAUUCCUGAUAAUCUUUUGGGAAUUUUUGAUGAAAACGAACUUGAAUUAUUGUUGUGUGGUACUGGUGAAUACAGCGUAGCAGAUUUACGUGCGCACCAUAUAGCUAAUGGAAGCUCCCCAGAGUUUCUUCGAGUUCUUGAUUGGUUCUGGACUGCAGUUAGCAACUUCACGCAAGAGGAGAUGGCCCGACUAUUACAAUUUACCACAGGCUGUUCGCAAUUACCACCAGGUGGAUUUCAACAAUUGAGUCCACGAUUUCAAAUUACAGCAGCACCAACUUUUGCCAAUUUGCCUACAGCACAUACUUGCUUCAAUCAGCUCUGCUUACCCGAUUAUGAAUGUUACGAUCACUUUGAGCGAGCUUUGUUAUUAGCGAUUAGUGAAGGUACUGAAGGAUUUGGUAUGAUUUAAAGAUUAAAUGUCAAUUAAGUUCUAGUCUUAUCGAAUUUUAUUAUUUAUUUCUUUUUUUUUUUUAUUUGUAAUCAAUACAAUUUUAUU
Apis dorsata (giant honeybee) is the source of this 3433-nucleotide messenger RNA. Its product is annotated as apoptosis-resistant E3 ubiquitin protein ligase 1. The record is from RefSeq and is a predicted model, not a curated record. The coding region runs from base 557 to 3346 and encodes 929 amino acids. Gene Ontology annotation, molecular function: ubiquitin-protein transferase activity. The transcript is spliced from 17 exons. Gene Ontology annotation, biological process: positive regulation of protein catabolic process; negative regulation of apoptotic process; proteasome-mediated ubiquitin-dependent protein catabolic process. Lineage: Eukaryota; Metazoa; Arthropoda; Insecta; Hymenoptera; Apidae.